Sphaeroforma arctica JP610 is the source of this 3144-nucleotide messenger RNA. RefSeq names its product CAMK/CAMKL protein kinase. Gene Ontology annotation, cellular component: cytoplasm. Gene Ontology annotation, biological process: microtubule cytoskeleton organization; protein phosphorylation; intracellular signal transduction. The record is from RefSeq and is a predicted model, not a curated record. Lineage: Eukaryota; Ichthyosporea; Ichthyophonida. Gene Ontology annotation, molecular function: tau-protein kinase activity; ATP binding; protein serine/threonine kinase activity. The transcript has 5 exons. Bases 158 to 2242 code for a protein of 694 amino acids.
UGAGUUGACGAGUAAGGUAAACACAGGCCUGUCGAUCGAUCGCAAGUACUACUCUACGCGCCAAGUCUCACAAGCAUAUUCUAGCCUGAAAUUAUACAGUCGCAUACCGGUUCAUUAAUAGAAUACAUUGAUAAAUCAACAGUAGCUCUCUCACACCAUGUCGUCUAGACCGAUUAGGAAACGCGCUGAGACGCAUCAAGCAAACAAGAUCCUGUUGGACUACAAUGUAGGCAGAACCAUCGGUGAAGGAGGCUUCGCCAAAGUGAAACUUGCACGCCACAAGCAUACCGGUGAAGCGAUUGCAAUCAAGAUAGUCGAUAAAACAGCUUUAUCUAAGGUGGAUGUAGAUCGAUUGACGCGUGAGGUGGCUGCGUUGCGCACCCUCACACACCAGAAUAUCUGCCAGUUGUACGAGGUUUACGACUGUGGUGACAAGCUUUACAUGCUUAUGGAGUACGCGCCGGGCGGCGAGUUAUUCGAUUACAUUGUGCAAAAGCAGCGCCUCAAGGAGCACGAGGCCCGCAAAUUUUUACGAGAGAUUGCGGCUGCAGUUGCCUUCUGUCAUCAGAACAACUUUGUACACAGAGAUCUAAAACCAGAAAAUCUUUUGCUAGAUGCCAACAAGAGUGUCAAGCUGAUCGAUUUUGGGCUCGUAUCAAACCCUGUCGAAGGUCACCACGUGAUGCUGCAGACAUGCUGUGGUUCACCCGCAUACGCAGCCCCUGAACUCAUCGCCGGCGAAGAGUACGUAGGCGUAAAGGCCGAUAUGUGGUCUCUGGGUGUGCUCAUGUACGCUCUGCUGUGUGGAUUCCUUCCAUUCGAUCACGAUAACAUUACCAUCUUGUACGAGAUGAUUACCAGCGCAAAGUACGAAGUACCCGAUUGGGUGUCUCCCGAAAGCGCUGAUCUGAUCGCUCAGUUGCUGCGACCAACUCCCAGCGAGCGCUUGAGUAUCGAAGACCUACUCGCUCAUCCCUGGAUGAACAAAGGGUACGAAAACGAGCCUAAGCUCACCAGCGCCAGUACAGUGAAGACCGCCCUAGACAGCGAUGUGUUGCUGGAGAUGUCAUCGUACAUCUGCAAGCCCGUGGAUGCCAUCACCGAGUAUCUGCAGACGAACAAAUUCGGGCCUGUGUCCACCCUAUAUGCACUCUUGAACAUCAAGAAGACCCGCGGCGAAUGGCCUCCCAUAUACCCCGGCGCCAAGAACAAACUCGACACUAGUACAACGUCAUCCCCCGCGCCUGUCAAGGCUGCUAGUAGUAGUGCGUCUAGGCCCACCCACGCGGCAAGUGCGUCUGUGGAUAAUAUAGACAUGGCUGGUUCUGCACCUCACCUGUACACACAGGCGAGUGUGGGUAGCACGUCUCUACGCAAUCCCAGCAACGAAGUCGGUUCGAUACCUCUGACCCAGAGCACAUGCAAACCGGUACGAAGUCACUCAACAGACGCAGGAGAGUACCUUCGACACGGUACGGGCGAGACUAUUGAUAUGGCUGGCUUUGAAGCGGCACAGUCUCCCGGACCUACGCCUAUGGACACGAGCAACUCUCCGCCCAGCUACACUCACGCACACUCAAUGCAGGGGUCCCCAGUCACUACGGGACACUACCAGAAGCACAGUUUGGAUAAUAAGUACGACUAUCUGGCCCAGACUGGGAGCAACGGCGCGAGCAUGUUUGCGUCGCACUCAGACGAUGUAUUCAGUACACGUGCCCCCGCAGAUCCCAUGGAGCUCAGUGAAGAAGACCCGCACUCGCGUAGGAGCAAUGAUGACAUGUCCACACCUACCAAUGCGGGCAAGUUCAGCUUCGAUCAGCUUACGUUUACUAUUAAGAACGCGCUGGGUGGUGGCAACAAAGCUGGUAACAACGGUGCCGGUAGCAGCCAAAAUAACGGCUCGUCCAAUGAUCCCACAUCGCCCAAGAAGGACCCCAUGGCAUACCUACCUAUCUCUGUGAGUGGUAUGUUCACCGUGGAUUCUACCUCCGGUAAAGCGGCCAAGGAUGUUCUGCACGAGAUCAUCCGUGUGUUGAUUCAUAACGAGAUUCACUUUGCGCAGAAAGAGCCCUUCCUUCUCGGCUGCAAGAAGCAGGAGGGUGGCAAGUCGAUCGUGUGGGAUAUGGAGAUUUGCCAUAUCGAGAAACUCAACCUACGAGGCAUCAAGUUCAAACGCACAAAGGGGGAGUUUAUGAAGUAUAAAGGGCUUGUAGCCACUAUACUUGCACAAGCUAAUCUGUAAGUCCAGUAGCCGGUACAAAAUUAAUCUCUACGUCUAGUAGUCGAUACAGUAUUAGACAGAGCGACGCGACCACAGCAGUCAAGUAGGGUAUGAUUGCUGGUAGUUUGGAGAAUAAGGGUUCGAAGAGCGCCCACUCUACCAGCUUAUUCCGAGCAUUUAGGUAUCACUGUAGUAGUGACGGUAUUCAAGCAUGCUUUGUGUGGAGCAUUUGAACACGCUUUUUGGAGUUUACAUGUAUACCAAACAUUGUGUCAAGAACAGUCAGACUCAAAGACUGUUUGGCGUGGAUGGCUAUGCAUAGUAACAACGACCGGCUACUUGUAGUAGCGUGUCCGCGAGAUGAUCCUCACAUUUUAGAAAUAAGGGACACCAAAUAGCUACACCGGCGUGGAUGGUUAUGCAGACUGAUAACGACAGGUUACUAACAGUAACGUGUCUGCGAGACAAUCCUCAUAAUUAGAGAUAGAGACAGCAACGAGCUACAGUAAUCCAUACUAGCGGGUCGCCCCACCCAGGACGACAUGGCAAGUGCGCGUAGAGUGUCUGUAUGACGAUGUUGUACAGUUCCCUAUCCCUAUAGUGUAGUAUAAUGUUGGUCUGCGAAUUGAAGUAGUCUUAUCGACAGUAUGUGUUCGACACACGUACGAUCCCCCACUUUGACGGGAAACCCUUCUUUGGUAAAUAGUUAACGUUCUCUUAAGGACGUCACGCGACAGUUUUAGUGGGAUAAUAUGGGCCGGGGUCAGUCGUCAGUGCGCCGCACACUCCUGUGUGAGGGUUCAAGUGCUGACCUUGCACUUGCAGUGCUAGUGUUGCACAGCAUUUGAUUGUUGGUCUCUUGCGUUUACGCCCAUCCAUCUUGUUUGAUGACAAGAGUUUUCUAAUAAAGAACAAUGCGGAAA